Nanorana parkeri is the source of this 1043-nucleotide messenger RNA. RefSeq names its product cyclin D1 binding protein 1 (gene CCNDBP1). The transcript has 11 exons. Gene Ontology annotation, biological process: regulation of cell cycle. Lineage: Eukaryota; Metazoa; Chordata; Amphibia; Anura; Dicroglossidae. Gene Ontology annotation, cellular component: nucleus. The coding region runs from base 17 to 1009 and encodes 330 amino acids. The record is from RefSeq and is a predicted model, not a curated record.
GUGGUUCCGGGGAAAUAUGGAGCCGCUACAGAAGCUGGUGGACAAUCUGCGUGCUGUGUUGGGGAAACUGAGAGAUGGUGAAUCCAGAGAAGGCAGCAACUUCAAUCCACAGUUCUGGGAAACACUGGGACAAGCAAUUAAAGCAACUUCUCAAGAGGCCACUAAAAUUAGCCUGGCUUACUCCAAGCCUCCAUUGCCAUCGGAAGAAGAUUGUCAAAAGUUAAGUGAUGGGCUUCUCAAUGCUAUUUUAGCAGCUUCAACCUUAUAUUACUCGUUGCCCAAGAAUCAAGGUAUAACCCUCCGAAAGACAGUUAGAGAAGCAGUAGCAGACGUGAUAGAGGGCACCAUGCAACUCCUAGAAGUGAUCUUAAAUUCUCGUAUACAAAGUCUAACACAGGCACAGCUGGUAUCCACAGGCAGUGUGUGGGAGGCUUGUGACCAGUUUGAGCAGAUUCCUAAAGAUAACCAUGCUGCUGUCGUAAUUAUUGUAUCUGGAUAUCUGGGUGUAGUCAAGGAUGCCCUAGAAGAGAUGGAACAGGCUCUGGCAGGCGGUGAGGACCCCUUCAGUGAUGUCCUCGAGGAUGAUGAAAUGGGUGCUCGUGGAAAUCAGGAUACUUACUGGUCCGAGGCAGACCACAGGCUUAUUGCUCCAUGCUUGGGCCUUAUGAAGGCCUCUAAAGCCUGUCUGAAGAAGGUUCUGGGAGCCCUAAAGACUCAUGGGAAGGUGGAGACGGCAGAUCAAGUGGCACAGCUGGACGACUUGGCCGAUAUUACACAGGAAGUGAGCCCCAGUGUGGAUGAAUUGGCUCUGAGUAUGUACCCUCCAAUGAAUCAAGCAGCUGUUCGCCUUAAUGCUGCAAAGUUGUCCUCUGUGCUGAAGAAAGUGCUGGAGAUCACAAGGUCAAGCCAUGUAUGUCCCGACAGUGAAACCAGUUGGGUGCCGUUUCUCAACAAUGCCAUUGACCACAACAUGAACAAAGUUAAAAACCUAACCCAGAAUGCUCUCUGAUGGAAGAACGUCUUCUUACUCCAAAUCAGUGGAU